UUUUUAUACUCUGUUUUAAGUGUUUGUCAGCACCUGAGGGGGAGUUUAACAAAAGACUGCUUGACUGAUUGUGCUAAAUGUAACUUUAUAUUCUACCGCCAUUUUCCGAAGAAUGAGCAGCAUUGUUGAGCACCAUGUGGCUUCAUGAGCAGUCUGCUUUAUUUACCCUUUAGAAAUAAAAGUCGUUUUCUAUUCAGGAAGAUUUUAUGUAUCCACCUGUGCAAUGCCUUUUUGCUGCUGUAGCUGUUUGAAUCUGCUAGUAUAGCUAGCGAAAUCAUUCAUGCAAAACCAGAAGAAAAAGGGGGAGGACUUUGUUCAGACUUUUCUUAAUCUUUAACUUGAUAUCAUCUAUUGAAUGAGUGUUUAAGAAGUCUGCUGGGAGAGAGAUGGAGAGUGACACUCACACACUGCCACCCCUUCCUACAUCUCUUUAUCCCACCACUCUCUACCAGUCCCCGCCUUUCUCCUCUCUUCUGCAGACUUCUUCCACUGUCCAUGUUUCACUCCCUCUGUCUCCUCUGUCGAUUCCACCAUGCCCUACUUGGCUUUCCCCCACAGCCCCAGUUUCCAUUCACCUCAAGACUGAAUCUCUCUCCCCUCUUUUAGACUCCCUGUCCCCCCCUCAGUUCCUUGACAGACACAACUUACACUGCCUCAACUCUCCAACCACAUCUGACCAAGAUGACUUGACCUGCCUCAACUGGUUACAUCAAAGAGGCAAUUUGCUUCCCCUGCAGCCCUUGCCCAAAACAACACCACUGCCCCAGCUGGAGCCCCAGGAUCCCAUACCUACCCAACACCACCUUUCCUCCCCAUCCAAGCCCCCUUACUCCUUCAGCAGUCUAAUCUUCAUGGCGAUAGAAUACUCGCCAGACAAGAGGCUCCCAGUGAAGGGUAUCUAUGACUGGAUAUUGAACAGCUUCCCCUACUACAGAGCAGCACCUGGGGGGUGGAGAAACUCUGUUCGGCACAACCUGUCUCUGAGUAAGAGCUUCUGUCGGAUUCACAGGGACAAGAACCAGUCUGUGGGGAAGGGCUCACUGUGGUGCGUGUGUCCAGAAUAUCGAUCCGCUCUUCUGGAGGUGCUUAGGAAGACCCAGUAUUACCAUAGCACUAACAGCAACUUACUAAACAACCCUGCAUUGUUGGAGGGAGCUGAUUAUGGAGUAUCUAUGGUGUGUGACACUGUGGCGAUCUCAGCCUUGACCUCAGACAACCCACCUCUCUCCUCAAAUCCACCUUGCCCUCUGACUCCUGACCAUGAGGAGCUUGUCAAUAUGGAGGCCGUGGAAUAUGAGGAAGAGGUUGGUGAGGAGAUGGAGAAAGACCCCCUGUCAGACAGCGGCUACAUAGAGUUCCAUUACUACCAGUAUCAUCAGUACCAGUAUCUGGUCCUGCCCGGGGACACUGAACUAGAUCUGGAGACUGUAGAAAUCCUGCAGCUGGAUGCUGAGGCCCAAGAGGCUGCUGGGUCACUUCUGGACCUGGCAGGGGGUGGACAUUAGACUGAUCUACAGAUAAUGACAUGCCUACACUGUGAUGCAAGGUGAUUAUGUUCAACCUGAGUGAUAGAAAUUGACAAUUUGCUGCUGUGUGUUGACACUGCCUGAGAUUUGAUUUGCUGUCAUGAAGUGAUAUAGCUACUAUGAUUGCAAAUCCAAGCCACCCUACCUGAAGCACUGAAACACAUUAAGCCACUCACCACAUUAAUUGACAUAAACCAAAUCUUGGCAUAUGCUUUUGGUACAAAUGAGGGAGAAAAAAGAUUGAUGCUGUACCGAUAUGAUGAUACGAAGAAUCAAGACCUCUGUAUUUUGAUGGAAUACUUCCGAUGAAUGAUAACAUGAGAUCUACUGCCAGUUAAUCCACUGUCAGAUUCAGGGGACAAAGAAAGUUAUGUUUAAUCCUCCUGAAUCUUUGUCUGUUCACGAUUAACAUAUUUUUUUAAUGUUUUAGAUUUUAUAAUCUCUUUACCAGGGGCAGCAUUUAUUAAACACGUGUUCUUGCGGAGAAUAUAUUUUAUAGGCUGUCUGAUUUGUUUGUUUAGAAAGAAACCUUAGACUUCUCAAUCCAUCUAUUUUUCACUUCUCAACUUAACAAUAAAGCACAAAUCUCUUUUAAAA
Molecule: messenger RNA, 2123 nt
Organism: Oncorhynchus tshawytscha (Chinook salmon)
Lineage: Eukaryota; Metazoa; Chordata; Actinopteri; Salmoniformes; Salmonidae
Product: forkhead box protein N2
Exons: 5
Coding region: 387-1505 (372 amino acids)
Biological process (GO): regulation of DNA-templated transcription
Cellular component (GO): nucleus
Molecular function (GO): DNA-binding transcription factor activity; cis-regulatory region sequence-specific DNA binding
Source: RefSeq, a predicted model, not a curated record